Messenger RNA from Beauveria bassiana ARSEF 2860, 2217 nucleotides. RefSeq names its product LIM domain-containing protein. The transcript has 3 exons. The record is from RefSeq and is a predicted model, not a curated record. Lineage: Eukaryota; Fungi; Ascomycota; Sordariomycetes; Hypocreales; Cordycipitaceae. Bases 1 to 2217 code for a protein of 738 amino acids.
AUGGCCUUGCCGCGAGAGUCUGCGUUUCUGCCGACCAUCAAGUGCUCACAAUGCGGACAUGAAGUGGAAAUCUCCAUGAUGGGAGAGCAUUUGUGCAAUGAGCCAACAACUCCAGAGUUGUCGCCGCCACUAGACGCCCAGGCGACGUUUGAAAGCGCAUAUCAAGCCACGCGCAACAAGUACUUACGAACACCACCUUCAGUAGAUACUGGAGCCGCAAACCGAUAUUUGAAGCAAGGCCAGCUCACACCAGUGAGCCCCUCUGGCAGCUCCCGCGAUACAUCGCCCAAAACGCCACGCAGACGCUCAGGGCUAAACAGAAGAUACAGCGACGACUAUGCUCCGGAAAUCGCCAGCACAGAAGAAGGCCAGCGAUCUCCCCAAGGUUACGGCCGUAGACCGGGAGGCUACGGAGGCUUCGGCAACCAGAUACCAGAACCAGAGAGCACCGAGACUUCGGAGCGGCCUGCAAAAGAAGCCCUUGCACCGACAUUACUUCAACGCAUGGGCGAACUCGCAGUUGGAUAUGGAGGCUUCGGCGCAAAACCUGUCGAGGUGGCCGCUAAGCCGGCUCCUGCGCCGCCUGCCGCGCCAGAAAAGCCGGCUGAAGCACAACUUGAGCAAGCGCCUCCUGCAGAGGCAUCUGGGUUCCUGAAACGUAUCAACGACCUUGCUGGUGCCGCCUUCGAUGCUGGCCGUCGACCUGCUGCUCCCGAAAAGGCCGCAUUCCCUUCAAGGAACGAUUCUCUGGAAAAGCUGGAUUUCCCGGCUGAUCUGACCGCUGCUCCCUCCACUAACAACAAGCAAAAGCCCGUAAGACAAAAUGGCUACGGCGGCUUAAACGAGCCGGUAUCGAAAUUCAACGGCACUCGGGGUAUACCGCGCGCGGAAACCUUCCCGCGCCCUAAAAUUUCAAAGGACAGGUCCGGACGUCGAUCGCCAGGCUCUAGCCCACAGUCUGACUUGCACCGUCUUCCGUCAGCGCCGUUGCGACCAGGUCUCGAUGCCAACCACAGGCCUUCCAUGGGACCCGAUACCUCGCGACGUCCUCCACCUCGCACAAGUCUCAUCAAGCAAAGUGGUAGUACCUCUUCCAUUGAUCUCGAGAAGGAGUUUGGUGUUCGCAAUCCUUACCACACCCCCCACGACUCCAUGUCCUCGGGCUACUCGUCUCGCAGCGAGCGCAGCAAUCUGUCGGUGAGCAACGGAACGGAUCGUUUCAUGCAGCGGAACAACUCUGAGGGCGCACGCCGACUUCGACAGCCCCCCCAGUCUUCGAUGCCCGACAAGGCUACGGAACCGCGACGCGAGAACUUGCGCCCCGAGCUUCGCAUCGACCCUGCUAUUCAAGCCCCCACGCGCGGGCCUGGGCGGUUUGUGGAAUCACCUUAUAGCGCGUCUCCUCGGGAUGAUCGUUACGACCCGGCCAUCCAAUCGGGCAUUUCUGGCAGCAGCCGCGGCAAUCAUUACGACUCAUCGCCCAAGCAGAGCUUGAGCGCUGGUGGCUAUGGCGCCAGCAGCAGCAAUGACCGUCCAUACGGCGCGCCAAUGCCGCCGCCUGCCCGCCUGGCUUCCCGUGAUGCUCUGCACGCGCCGUCGCGCGGAGACUGCAAGGCGUGCCGCCUGCCCAUCACAGGCAAGAGCAUCUCGUCGGCCGACGGUCGGCUGACGGGCAAGUACCACAAGGCAUGCUUCGUCUGCACGACAUGCACUCGACCGUUCUCGUCGGCCGAGUUUUACGUACACCGCGACAGACCCUACUGCGAGAUUCACUACCACAAGCUUAACGGCAGCCUGUGCGGCGCGUGCGACCGCGGCAUCGAGGGCCAGUACGCCGAGGACGAGGCGCGCGUCAAGUACCAUGUUGGCUGCUUCCGCUGCCUCGACUGCGGCAAAUCCCUGUCGGACGGCUACUUUGAGGUGGACGGCAAGUCGUACUGCGAGCGCGAUGCAUGGCGUCGCGUGGAGAGUGAGACACCGCCAGCGCUGGCGCUGACACCAUCCGCGGCCGAAUAUGUCAGCAGCAGCAGCACCAAUAAUCUCGGUCAAAUCAGUAAUCAGCGGCCGCUGACACCUAGCGGUACUCUGUCGUCGACAAACACCCAGGGCAGCAGAGGACUGGCCACCCGUGGCGUAGGUGCCGGCAUGGACAGAGGUCCGUAUGGCGUGGCUCCUCGUGGCAUGAACAAGCGCAUGACACGUAUUGGCAUGAUGUAG